Triticum turgidum subsp. durum (durum wheat) is the source of this 1713-nucleotide messenger RNA. The record is from the annotation of a GenBank genome assembly. Lineage: Eukaryota; Viridiplantae; Streptophyta; Magnoliopsida; Poales; Poaceae.
AUGCCGCGCCGGCGCCUGUGCCGCGCGGUCCUCGCCGUCGCCGGAGCGGCCUACCUCGCCUUCCUCCUCCUCUUCGAGCUCCCGCUCUCGUCCCCGUCCUCGUCGUCUUCAGCCUCAGGAGCGCUGACCACCCACCGCUCCCGCCGCCGCGAGCUCGAGGCCUCGGCCUUGGCGUUCCCCUCCUCGCGCUUCUCCCCCUCCCGGCCCGCGUUCCCCGCGGCCGUGUCCCCCUCUCCGUCCUCCCCGCCGCCGCUCCCCAUCUUCUCGUCCCUCCUCCUCCUCCCCCGGUCCAACGCCACGGCGACCCCCUUCGACGGCGCCGCGGCCGACGCCUUCUCCGCCGCAAGGCCCCAUCUUGCGCACCUCCAGACCGCCGCAUCCGCGUCCGCAUCCGCCGCCUCCCCGCCCCCGUCCUCCCCGAUCUGCCCGGCCUCCAUCUCGCUGCACGCGGACAAGCUCCCCGCCGACGGGGUCCGGACGGUGGAGCUGCCGUGCGGGCUGGCGGUGGGGUCGCACGUGACGGUGGUGGCGCGCCCGCGGCCCGCGCGGCCCGAGUACGACCCCAAGAUCGCCCAGCGCAAGGACGGCGGGAAGACGCCCCUCAUGGUGUCGCAGUUCAUGGUGGAGCUGGUGGGCACCAAGGUGGUGGACGGCGAGGCGCCGCCCAGGAUCCUCCACUUCAACCCCAGGAUCCGCGGGGACUACAGCGGCAAGCCGGUGAUUGAGAUGAACAGCUGCUACAGGAUGCAGUGGGCGCAGUCGCACCGCUGCGAGGGCUUCGCCUCCCGCCCCGCCGAGGAAACUGUUGAUGCUCAACUCAAGUGUGAGAAAUGGAUUCGGGAUGAUGACAACAAGUCGGAGGAGUCAAAGAUGAAGUGGUGGGUAAAACGUUUAAUUGGUAGGUCAAAGGAUGUGCACAUCAGUUGGCCAUACCCAUUCGGAGAAGGCAAGUUGUUUGUUUUGACUCUCACAGCUGGUUUGGAAGGUUACCAUGUCAAUGUUGAUGGGAGGCAUGUCACUUCAUUUCCUUACCGCACUGGUUACACUCUUGAGGAUGCAACUGGGUUGUCUAUCAAUGGAGACAUUGAUAUUGAGUCAAUUUUUGCUAGUUCUCUACCCAGUUCACAUCCUAGUUUCUCCCCAGAGAGAUACCUUGAAAUGUCGGAGCAAUGGAGGGCCCCGCCGCUACCAACUGAACCCGUCGAGCUUUUUAUUGGCAUUCUGUCAGCAGCGAGUCAUUUUGCCGAACGUAUGGCUGUGCGCAAGUCAUGGAUGAUGUAUACAAGAAAAUCAUCUAAUGUUGUAGCUCGGUUCUUUGUGGCUCUGAAUGGUAAAAUGGAGGUCAAUGCAGAGUUGAAAAGGGAGGCAGAGUUCUUCCAAGACAUCGUCAUAGUGCCUUUCAUGGAUAGUUAUGAUCUUGUAGUUUUGAAGACCAUUGCCAUUGCGGAGUAUGGGGUUCGAGUCAUCCCGGCAAAAUAUGUGAUGAAAUGUGAUGAUGAUACAUUUGUUAGAAUUGAUUCCGUACUGGACCAAGUAAAGAAAGUUAAAAGCGAUAAGAGUGUGUAUGUGGGAAGCAUCAACUACUACCAUAGACCACUGAGAUCUGGCAAGUGGGCUGUGACUUAUGAGGUAAAUUGCUGUCCUGUACUACAGAACCACCAUUCAUCAUCUAUAUUGCUUAAGAAAUGUGAAAUGAAAAAUACAACCAACUAG